Triticum turgidum subsp. durum (durum wheat) is the source of this 456-nucleotide messenger RNA. Lineage: Eukaryota; Viridiplantae; Streptophyta; Magnoliopsida; Poales; Poaceae. The record is from the annotation of a GenBank genome assembly.
AUGGCCAUCCACAAGGCUUUGCUUCUUGCAAUCCUUGGUUGCAUCUGCCUCGGUGGUACUGUCAUUUCAGCUCGUGAGCUGAACGAUGACUUGUCGAUGUUCUGGCUCGGCGUCAACCAGUUCGCUGAUAUCACCAAUGAUGAGUUCAGGACAACCAACACAAACAAGGGGUUGAAAUCAAACUCCAUGCGAGUUCUUUCUACAGGAUUCAAGUAUGAGAAUUUGAGUUUUGAUGCUCUUCCAACAACGAUGGACUGGAGGGCUAAGGGGGCUGUCACCCCUAUCAAGGAUCAAGGCCAGUGUGGCUGCUGUUGGGCAUUUUCUGCCGUUGCCGCGACAGAGGGCAUUGUAAAAGUGAAAACCGGCAAGUUAAUCUCACUGUCAGAGCAAGAGUUGGUUGACUGUGAUGUUCAUGGUGAAGUUCAAGGCUGCGAGGGAGGACUCAUGCAUGGAUGA